CCAACAACUUUUCUCAAAUUCUUACUAAAAUAGAAUAAAAUAAAAUAACUUUUCUCAAAAUCUCUCCCUAUAAAAUCCCCUUCUUUGCGCAAUUGUUGCUGCUACCGCAAAAUCUCGCUCUCUGAUCAGCCAUGACUGCCCAAGUAAUGCCGGAGCAACAGCAACCCCUCCACGCCAUUCAUCUCUUACCAAGGGAUUUGGAUAAAUCCCCUCCCUCCCACAAAAGGCUGGAGGGAAAAGUGGCGAUCGUAACGGGCGGCGCGAAGGGGAUCGGAGAGGCGACGGUGAGGCUGUUCGCGAAGCACGGAGCGAGAGUGGUGAUCGCCGACGUGGAGGAUCUACUCGGGGCGGCGUUGGCGGACACUACUCUGCUUGAAAUUAUUGAUAAAACUGUUACCUCAAAUUCGUGGGUCGAAUUUGUUUAA
This is a messenger RNA of Momordica charantia (bitter melon), 425 nucleotides long. It is a transcript of the gene SDR2, whose product is annotated as NAD(P)-binding Rossmann-fold superfamily protein. The record is from RefSeq and is a predicted model, not a curated record. Gene Ontology annotation, molecular function: oxidoreductase activity, acting on the CH-OH group of donors, NAD or NADP as acceptor. NCBI's taxonomy places the organism in Eukaryota, Viridiplantae, Streptophyta, Magnoliopsida, Cucurbitales, Cucurbitaceae.